ACGUUGCAUUCCUUAACUGUUCUGUACCUGGUUUGAGAGAAUCAGCAUGGCGGUGAUCCUCCUGAACUGCAUCACCCUGGGGAUGUACCAGCCCUGCAGCGACCUCGAGUGCGCCUCCACACGCUGCAAGAUCCUCGAAAAGUUUGACCACUUCAUCUUCGCCUUCUUUGCUGCAGAAAUGAUCGUCAAAAUAAUCGCCAUGGGAGUCUACGGGAAAUAUACCUAUCUGGAUGAUUCCUGGAACCGCCUAGAUUGUUUUAUUGUGAUAGCUGGAGCCAUUGAGUACGGCGUCGACAGUGAGAACCUCAGUCUUUCAGCAAUAAGAACCAUUCGAGUUUUACGUCCAUUACGUGCUAUAAAUAGAAUUCCAAGUAUGCGGAUCCUGGUGAUGCUGCUGUUGGACACCCUACCUAUGUUAUGGAAUGUCCUUCUCUUGUGUUUCUUUGUCUUCUUUAUUUUUGGAAUAAUUGGAGUUCAGCUCUGGGCAGGAGUACUACGAAACAGGUGCUUCCUGGAUGUUAGUGAAAAUAUCUCAUAUUCUUAUGCAAAUCUUAGUCCAUACUAUGUUCCUAAGAAGAUAGGUAGUAUGCCCCAGUCUGACUACAUCUGUAGUAAAGCCGGCGAGUCGGGGAUGAGAUACUGCUCCGGACUGCCGCGGUUUGAGUACGAGGGCAUUAAAUGUAACGCCUCCGCUCGACCGUUCAGCAAUAACACGCCCACCAAUGACUCGUGUGUCAAUUGGAACCAGUACUACACAAACUGCACCGCAGGCGAUAAAAAUCCAUUCCAGGGAGGAGUCUCAUUUGACAAUAUUGGACUCGCAUGGGUGGCCAUUUUUCAGGUGAUCAGCUUGGAAAGUUGGGUCAACAUUAUGUACUAUGUGCAGGACGCUCAUUCUUUUUGGGACUGGAUCUACUUUGUUGCUUUAAUUGUGAUUGGAUCAUUUUUCAUGAUAAACCUGUGUCUGGUAGUCAUAGCAACACAAUUCUCAGAGACAAAGAAGAGAGAGACAGAACGAAUGAUGCAGGAGAGGAAGCGAUUUCAAUCCUCAAGUACCCUGGCCAGUAAUUCAGAGCCCGGAGGGUGCUACGCAGAAAUCCUCAAAUAUUUAGCUCACUGUUGGCGUCGUGCCAAACGAAAAGUGCUCAGAGCCUAUUACAAUGCUAGAGGCAAAACCCAUAAGAACAGGAAGGUCAAACCUGAACUGUCACUGCGACGUAAACGCCACAAAGAGAUUCCGGAGGAUUUAUUGGAGGCUAUUAAUGACAAACAGAUUCAGAACCUGGUGAACAGUAUAGAGAAGCAAGGGGGCGUUCCUCGAUGUCAUCAUGUGACUCACGACGUCCCCGAAUCGGACGACUCGGAGUCUAAAGACUCGCACAACGAACCCAAAACAAUUUGUGGUAUGCUUGCAGCUUGUAAAAAGAACUUCCAGCAGGGAAUGAAGACAUUUGUGGAACAUAAAUUCUUCCGUCAAGGGAUUCUGACUGCUAUUCUGAUCAACACCCUCAGCAUGGGCAUAGAAUAUCAUAAUCAGCCUGAAGAACUAACUGAAGCUCUGGAGUACAGUAAUCUGGUAUUCUCCAUUCUUUUUGCUGUGGAAAUGUUUUUUAAACUUUGUGCUUAUGGAUUUGUUGGUUACAUUCAAGAUGGAUUCAAUGUCUUUGAUGGAUUUAUUGUAAUUCUAAGUAUGGUGGAAUUAACACAGCAAGGGGGAGCUAGUGGUCUGUCCGUGUUGAGAACGUUCAGGUUGCUACGGAUACUGAAGCUUGUCCGGUUCCUUCCAGCGCUUCGUAGACAACUGGUGGUGAUGCUUCGGACAAUGGAUAAUGUCGCCACAUUCUUUGCCUUAUUAGUUUUAUUUAUUUUUAUAUUCAGCAUUCUUGGAAUGAACUUAUUUGGCUGUAAGUUCUGUAAAACAAAGCCAGAUGGGUCCCGAUAUUGUAACCGCAAGAAUUUUGAUUCCCUUCUGUGGGCAAUUAUAACGGUGUUUCAGGUAUAAGCAACAGCUAGUCAAACAAAUGUACUGGGCAUGAAUCUGUUUGGUGGCAAAUUUUGUUGGCGUGGCAAUGGUACGCUCUGCACAUGUUUGGAUGCCCUUGACCCUUCAAUGGACUGCCAGUGUGAGAGGGCCAAUUUUAACACACUGUUAUGGUCAGUGGUAACAGUUUUCCAGGUGCUGACACAAGAGGACUGGAACACAGUCCUGUACAAUGGGAUGCAGACAACCUCUGCCUGGGCCUCACUAUACUUCAUAGCUCUGAUGACCCUGGGGAACUACGUACUGUUUAACCUCUUAGUCGCCAUCUUAGUGGAAGGAUUCUCAACAGAGGAAGAAGAAAAGAAGAAAAUGAAGUUAGAAAACAAAGAAAAGGAACUUAGGAGCAUUUUGUCUGAAACCAACAAUAAUGAGGAAAAAAAUGAAAGCAUCAAACUUCAGAGUCUGGAUAUCGUGCAAGGCAAAAUUAACAACACAGAACGAGCCAAAAUGCUGGGUGUAGCUUGCCAAAAUCCCACUGUUAAAGAUGACAAUGCCAAGACCAGCCCACCAAUCACCGCCCAGCCUGAUCUUAACCCCCCAAUCAUCACCCACACAGCUGCCACACCCAUGCCCACCCCCCAGGGAUCCCCCAACGAACACGGACCCAAAGAGUGCAAUAAGGUCACCCUGUGUGUCCAUCCCCCGGUAGAAAUGAGUACUCUGUCAGUGAGGUCAUCUUCUACAAAUUCCAGUUUACGAGCCUCCCCACGUCUUUCACCUCGCCUCUCCCCGCGAAUCUCUCCCCGACCGUCACCCUGCCUCUCUCCUUGCCUUCGUAGAUCUCUAAGUUCUGGUAGCCGUAGCAACAGCUGGAGGAGAGGGCGGUCACAAGAUGGUGACAGAAAGUGCCUUGUUCCCGAAUGUAAGGUCGACAGCAUGGAUACCGACGACGACGACGUGUUCCAGUUAACAUGUCCCUCACCAACUGUAAAUAGAAAUGAAUGCAAUGGCCACCUGCCCCUAAACAACCAGAGGACCCUAAGCCCCCAGAAUUCCAUCAAACGACCAGUCCCGUCCCCUCGGAACUCCUUCAAGAUCCGCAACAAUUCGUGUAGCAGCACUCAGAGUAACUGUAACUCCAUUCUUCUCAGUCGACAGAAUUCCUUCAACAGCCGACGCACGCUCAACUCGCUGUCGUCAAUGAGCGCGGUGCUCAGGGAGGAGGUCAAACAGAACAACCUGACCGAGGGCACCACCUCCCCCACCCAGGUGGAGGUCAGUCUGAUCGGGGUGGAGGGGGAGGUGGACCCCGACGCUAUAGAUGAGACGAACUGCAGCUACUCUUGGUGUCCUGAGCCCCACGGUUGCUUUAAGACUCGUCAUGAGCACGCCCUCUACAUCCUGGCCCCUAACAACGCCCUCAGGAGGGUGUGUCACCAUCUGAUGGCACAGCAGUGGUUCGACAACACCGUGCUCUUCUUCAUCGCUCUCAACUGUAUAACACUGGCCAUGGAGCGUCCCAACAUACCACCCGACAGUGUUGAGAGAGAAUUCCUGAAUUAUUCCAAUUACGUGUUUACCUGUGUGUUCACUAUUGAGAUGAUGAUAAAGGUGUUAGCUAAGGGUCUGGUGAUCGGACAGCACGCGUACCUGAAGAGUGGCUGGAACAUCAUGGAUGGAUUUCUGGUAGCGAUCUCUCUUGUGGACAUACUGAUCUCAAUCUCUGCUGAUAGCAGCCCCAGGAUUUUUGGAAUUUUAAGAGUUUUCAGGCUUCUUCGAACUUUGCGACCACUAAGAGUUAUUAGCCGAGCCCCAGGCUUGAAACUUGUUGUACAAACUUUAUUAUCUUCCCUUCGACCCAUUGGAAACAUUGUUCUUAUUUGCUGUACAUUCUUCAUCAUAUUUGGAAUACUAGGAGUUCAGCUGUUUAAGGGGACAUUUUAUUACUGUAAAGGCCCUGAUGUCCAAAACAUCAAGAACAAGACACAGUGUUUGACUGAGGACAAGAAAAAUGUCUGGAUCAAUCAAAAGUAUAAUUUUGAUGAUCUGGGACAGGCUCUGAUGGCCCUGUUUGUUCUGGCCUCUAAGGACGGUUGGGUCAGUAUCAUGUAUACUGGACUGGACGCAGUGCCGAUAGAAAACUACAGUGAAUGGCGACUUCUUUACUUCAUCUCUUUCCUUCUUUUGGUUGGAUUCUUUGUCCUUAACAUGUUUGUGGGCGUCGUGGUGGAAAACUUCCACAAGUGUCGACAGGAUCAGGAAAUAGAAGAACGAGAACGUCGCACUGCAAAACGGAAAUAUAAGAUGGAGCAGAAAAAAAAGAGUGAGCGUAAUACCGAGACAGAGCUAAAUCGACCCCCGUACUGGGCAGACUACUCAGCGAGUCGGCUCAUCAUACACCAGGUCGUGAACAGCAAGUACUUUGACCUUGCUAUUGCUAUGGUUAUAGGGUUAAAUGUCAUCACCAUGGCUAUGGAAUACUACAUGAUGCCAGCGGAACUAGAGUUUGCCCUGAAGAUUUUUAAUUACUUUUUUACCAGUGUGUUUAUUAUUGAGGCCUCACUGAAGAUUUUAGCCCUGGGCCUCGUACGAUACAUCAAAGACAGGUGGAACCAGCUUGAUAUGUUUAUUGUAAUUCUGUCGAUUGUGGGAAUCAUUCUGGAGGAGAUGAAAACAAACGUAAUUCCAAUCAACCCAACCAUCAUCAGGGUCAUGAGAGUGCUUAGAAUUGCGAGAGUGUUGAAGCUGUUGAAGAUGGCGAAGGGAAUCCGCGCGCUGCUGGACACGGUGAUACAGGCCUUGCCGCAGGUCGGCAAUCUAGCCCUGCUCUUCUUCCUUCUCUUCUUUAUCUUCGCGGCUCUCGGAGUCGAGCUGUUUGGGAGACUAGAAUGCUCGGAGGCCCAUCCCUGUGAGGGGUUAGGGGAACACGCCCACUUUAAGGACUUUGGAAUGGCAUUUCUGACCUUGUUUAGAGUUGCCACUGGAGACAACUGGAAUGGAAUUAUGAAGGACACCCUGCGUGACGACUGCGACUCCUCGGAGAAAUGUCUGACAAACUGCUGCGUCAGUACGUUUAUCGCCCCCGUCUUCUUUGUAGUGUUCGUCCUGAUGGCCCAGUUUGUCCUCGUGAACGUAGUGGUGGCCGUCCUCAUGAAACAUUUAGAGGAAACAUACAAACAUAAGGAGAUAGACGACGAGCUAGAGGCAGCGUUCAAGAUGGAGUGUAGCGUCAAUAACGAGAUGCUACGCUUAACGGUCAAGGAGUCCCACAGGUUGCUGGACGAUGAUGGAGGGAAUGGGGAGGAUCCAGAAAAGGACGGAGAGGAGGAGGAAGACGACGUCGACGGAAAUGUCACAAAAGAUGAGGAGGUGCCUGCUAUACUUGGGACCCCGAGACCCUCCUUCCCUCGGAGACUUCGUACCCCGGUCUGUAAACAAAUCUCUCUACCCCCCAGCUUUACCUUCCGACCCCCAAGUAACGAACCUCCAGAUGAAGAUGACAAAGGUCAGUUAGUUCCUGUGGACAUUACAAUCUCUAAUUACGGCAGUUCUAUGGAGGUCAGUCUGGAUAUGUCGGGAUCCAGUCUGGAUGUCCCCCCCUCCCCCUACUCCUCCAGUUACUCCGAUAAUUCCAGUUACGCCGAACCCGCAGUGGAUGAGAAUAUGUUAGCCAUUCCACGACUGGCAGAGGAACCUCAUAGAAAAUCCACCAGUCCUCAGCAAAAACAACGAUUAAGAGACAGGAAGUUAGUACGGCAGAAAAGCUGUGAAUACGAAAGUCCGCCUGCCACAGCUCAUGUAGAGCCAAUACGGACUCCAAAUAUAGGGCGCUGUCAGGCGGCGAGUUGUGAUAAUCCUGUGUCAUUGUCACAGCCCACGCUAAACAAGAAUCUAUACGAACAAGGCGAGGAAGGCUCAAAAGUGAACAAGUCACACAACCCUAUCAUCAAACUGAAGUGUUUACAUCGGAGUCAGAGCAGUGGCUCAGAAAAAGUUAGGCUGAGAGAGAAACAUGUGGCAGGGGCUCGGGUUCAAAUGAGACCCACUACUCUUCACGCUCUAGUGAAUGCUUUAUCCAAUUAUUCACAAGAACAAAACUCUCUAGCCUUGCCAAAUGUUCAAGUGACACAGAAUUCUCCUGUGAUAUGUAGGAAAAAACAAGGACAACAUCAUAAACUAGAGGUGGCCCAGGUGCCCUCCCCAAACCCCACUCUUCCUCACAGAAAUUCCAGUUCUAAACAAAGUCUGUUCAAGCGGAGUAGCACAUAUGAGUCCGAUUCUUGUGAACUGUCCGGCCCGGACUGGGCAGCGGAGGAGGCUGCCUGCGACGAGGAGGUCCGUCUAAUCACGGGCGACAGUACGGACCACGACGACGUCGAGGACUUAGAAUGUGAAGAGGUGACUUGUCCCUUAGUUAAUGACCACAAUCGGAGUCAGGAUCACCUCAGUAUAGGAAAUUCCAGUAACUCUCAAGAGACACUGAUCUGUGAUGAUCAAAGUUCUAUAACCCAGAGAAAAAGUGACGAGUGUUGUGUGCCGUGUGAGAGUGUAUCAUCCACCCCUAAUCCCCCCUCCCUAGCCCCGACCUCAGUGCCUUCCCUAGACCCCAGUGUACUAGUAGACCCUCCCUCUCCUGACAAGGAAUCCUGUAGAAUCCGUUUGAACAGCGACAGUAAGGAGAGUAGUGAUACCGACCUCUCGGGGGCGGAAUGUCCCUAUGAUUCCGAGGAGCCGAUGUUAGACAACUCAGGGGAGCCAACUCCUGCUACAGCCGGCUCGGGGGCAUGUCUCAAUGUUCCUGUGAUAAAUUCUGAUGACUCUUGUGUCAGAAGGCGGACUCCAAACCUAGUUCAUCAGACAAGUGACUCCUGAUGGUCAUAGGUGAAGGGUCAAAGGUCGUUAAAGUGUGGAUUUGUGUGGUGCCUCAUGAAUGAGGGUAACCCUCGGAAACUUUGUUCUCCAGUAGAGGGCAGCACUUUCUGAAGACUUGUGAUGAUUUUGUCGGGUGAAAUCCAUGUACUUGUUAAAAUUUUUAUGUUUGUCCUGUUUCCUGCAUGGCUUGCCUGUUUAACAGAGCAUUUAAGAGUUCUCUCCCUUUGUAUAACUCGAACAUUUUAUAAAAUCAGGUCAUUAUAAAUGAAUAGAAUGAGAGUUAUGAAAGGUUCCUAUGUAAGCUAAAUGUUCCAUAAAAUAAUUAAGAUGUAAAAUCUGUUUUGGGAUCCAAUAGAUUGCAAUGAAGUCUAGGGAGAAUAAAAGUUUGAUGUGGUGUAAAUAUUUUGUGGUAAUGUCAUACAUAACUAGAGCUUCAUUGUUAUUGUAUUUUUUACUUGUGAAGAACUAUUUCAAAAGCAACAGGAAAAAAAGCCAAAUCCUUUUAAUGUUUAUCCAUCUCUGACCAAUGCAACAUUGAUAUGACUGGCGUGAGCUGUAUGUGUGUUUGUCUGUUUGAAUGACUGUUUUAAAGCAAAACUUUCCACAUAUCAUUUGUUUUAUGACCAUGCUCAUGCCCUCCACAUAUUUGAUGUUAUCAUUGAUUAAUGCUUUCUCAUUAAGAUCUCAGACCUUGUGCCACCUUCUGCUCUCAUUUGUGUAUUUAAUCCUUAUAUUUUCUUCAUUUCAAACAACACUUCGGGUUUUCUUGAAAAUAGUCAUUUUUUAUGACAAUAUUAUAUAUAUAUCUUAUGGCCGCAAUGGUUCAAUUGCACUACAACUUGGUCUUCAGGAUGAAGAUGUAGAAACUCUAACAGUUUUAAAUUCUUUUUACCAAGAUUUUUUUUUCAAUGAAAUAAGAUAAAUUUAUGUCAUUAGUUCUUAAACUUGAAGCUAAAAGUCAGUUUUUUUCCAGUUGUGAAUUGAAUCUCAUCUUUACUAGUUAACGUCUGUCGGAUUUUUUUUAAUGAAAUUAUAUGACUUGCCUGGGUUAAGUGCAAUAUUGGGUAUUUAGUAUUAUAGUUUUUAGAUCUAUUAUAAUGAUGUGAUAUUUUCAACGAAUGUGGUUGUUGCCAUAUUGAAGAAAAUGAUUUUUAUACUGAAAAUGUGAUCAUGUUUUUCUUUAUCAAUAAUGAUCUUCUACACUUGUUUUAUAAUCCAUUACAUUACUUUAAUACUUGUUUUUGUAAUAUAUUACAUGGACUUGUGUUUUAUCUAUUGCAUAACAUAGACUUGUUACACCCCCCCGCAAACGAAGUUUUGGGGGGUAUAUAGGAAUCACCUUGUCCGUCCAUCCGUCUGUCCGUCUGUCUGUGCAAUCGUGUCCGGUCCAUAUCUUUCUUACAGAGGGACAUUAGAAUCUACUACUCCACACAAAGAUUGCCCAUGAUGUAAGGGUGUGUUAUGCCCUUGACCCAAGGUCAUUUGGGGAACUUUAAGGUCACUGGAAGAAAAAUUUCAUAAUUCGUGUCCGGUCCAUUAUCUUUCUUGAAGAUAAACUUGGUAGGUUCUCGUUUCACACAAAGAUUGCCCAUGACCCAAGGGUGUGUCAUGACCUUGACCCAAGGUCAUUGGGGAAGUUCAAGGUCACUGGAAGAAAAAUUUCAUAAUUCGUGUCCGGUCCAUAUCUUUCUUAUGGAUAAACUUGGUAGGUUCUCCUUUCACACAAAGAUUACCCAUGAAGCAAGGGUGUGUCAUGACCUUGAUCCAAGGUCAUUUGGGGAAGUUCAAGGUCACUGGAAAAAAAAUUUCAUAAUUCGUGUCCGGUCCAUAUCUUUCUUAUGGAUAAACUUGGUAGGUUCUCAUUCCACACAAAGAUUGUUAAUGGCCCAAGGGUGUGUCAUGACCUUGAUGCAAGGUCAUUUGGGGAAGUUCAAGGUCACUGGAAGAAAAAUUUCAUAAUUCGUGUCCGAUCCAUAUCUUUCUUAUGGAUAAACUUCGAAGGUUCUCAUUUCACACAAAGAUUGCCCAUGACCUAAGAGUGUGUCAUGACCUUGACCCAAGGUCAUUUGGAGAAGUUCAAGGUCACUGGAAAUAAAAUUCAUAAUUUGUGUCCGAUCCAUAUCUUUCUUAUGGAUAAACUUGGUAGGUUCUCAUUUCACACAAAGAUGCCCAUGACCCAAGGGUGUGUCUUGACCUUGACCCAAGGUCAUUUGGGGAAGUUCAAGGUCACUGGAAGAAAAAUUCAUGUUUGAUACAUAUCUUCAUUAAGGAAAAACUUACUUCUGAAAAACCCAGCGGGGGGUAUUUUGUCCCGUUUGGACAGUUCUAGUUUGAUUUGCACAUGUAAUUUACUGAGUAACUUUGACCUGCUUGAAAUGUAGGUGUUCUCAUUCUGUUACAUUGACCUGACUUGUACAUGUAAUCUCUAUUACAUUGACCUGACUUGUACAUGUAAUCUCUAUUACAUUGACAUGACUGACUGGUAUAGGUUAUCUCUCUAUUACACAGACUUGACUUAUUGCCCCAUCAUAUUAACUUGAAUGGUUGCUCUUUUACAUUGACCUGAUUGCAAUUUUUUUCCAGUGAUGCUCAGUUUCAAAGAAAUAAAAAUUCACAACUCAUACUCGCAAACUCUUUAUAUGUUUUGAUAUCUGUAUAUUGUAUCUUCAAGACUUUCUGUACAAAUAUGUUUUUCAAUUUUAGAUUACAUCUUUUGGCCCUCUAUCAAACCACUUUACAGCAAUUUAACAGAUUUUUACUAUUUUAUAUAUCAAACUUUGUUUUAUUAUUUUCAAAAUGGGAAACAGUCCAAUCAUUGUAGAAAUAAAAAUCCAAAUAAUCUCUGAAGACAUUGACAACAAGAAAGUUAACUAUUGAUAAAUUCUUGAACUGUUUAUGUAAUAACUUUAUAGCAGACUGGCCUGCGCAAGUCAGUUAUUUCUUUGUUCCGCUAUAUUCUGACAGUAUGACGUGACGUGCAUGUGAUGCCUGUUUAUACUGUGUGUGUGAGAUGGUGUAGUGAUACAAUUUUUUUCUUCACUAGCUCAGGUAGUUAGGUCACCUUUUGAGUGGUGUUUUUAUAAGAAAUCCUGUGGCAGAUUCAUUAAUGUACAGAAGUCUCUUUUGUAAUGUUUUUGUUUUAUCACAUUUUAUGUAUAUUUAGACAUUCACGAAUUGAUGAAAAUUAAAAAUGGAUUUUAAAUUGUA
Saccostrea cuccullata (small rock oyster) is the source of this 10060-nucleotide messenger RNA. RefSeq names its product voltage-dependent T-type calcium channel subunit alpha-1H-like. The record is from RefSeq and is a predicted model, not a curated record. NCBI's taxonomy places the organism in Eukaryota, Metazoa, Mollusca, Bivalvia, Ostreida, Ostreidae. The transcript is spliced from 34 exons. Gene Ontology annotation, cellular component: plasma membrane; neuron projection; voltage-gated calcium channel complex. Gene Ontology annotation, biological process: calcium ion transmembrane transport; membrane depolarization during action potential; calcium ion import. Gene Ontology annotation, molecular function: low voltage-gated calcium channel activity; voltage-gated sodium channel activity.